AUUGCGCUGCAUGCCUUUCAGUUCCCUGAAGGUGCGCUGUCGGUGAAGUAGCUGCCCUGCUGAGAAAAAAAAAAACAGGAAGAAGGAAAAAAAUCCAAAUAUUGGCUAGAGAACAAAUAUCAGAAAGCGAGAAGUGAAAGAGGAGGAAACUGGGGCACAUUAGUGACACGCAUUAACAUCGGCAGGCAGGAGAAGCUGAAGAGAGUGAAGAAGAGGAAGGAGAUGAAGAGCGAGGAGAGAAGGACAAGAAGUGACAAGACGGGAAAAAGUGCUGAUGGCAGAGGUGUGCUGGUGCAUCCUGCCCGGACCUGAGAGUGACUCCCCCCUCCUUGUUUCCUCCUUCCUCUCUGCCCUGUCUCCUUAUCCCCUCUCUGACCCUGUCCCCUCCUCCUUCACUCUCCCCUCUCUCUCUCUCCCUCUCUCUCUCAUGCUAUCGCUCUCUCCCUCUCCUCCCACAGGCAGACCAGGGAGAGCAGAGCGUCUGGGUCGCAUCUCCGUCUCUCUCUUUCGCUCUCUGCCAUCCCUCUGUGCUCUCCCCGGCUCCUCUGUUUGCCAUUCUGCAGCUGAAACCCCGUUAGGAAAUUCCCCGAGCUCGGCAUCAGAGGCAGGACACAGGAGCAGGGAAGACUGCGGGGGAAUUUGGGAUCUCUCAAAGAACUGAGGAGUCUUUUGUUCUUUUCACGCUUUUGAUGAUUGACCUGCUUCUCUUCUACAAGGAAAGACUUUAAAUGGGAGACUUGACGUGAGAGAAAAAGAAACAGAAUAAAAAGCUUUUGCAGCUUUAUUUUGCCUCACAGACCAAAGUGAUGCAGAAGGAGACACAGUGUUUGGAAGUAAGCAACUGAAGAUCUCCAUCUCCAAGAAAAGAACUGCUAAAGAAACCUGGACACAGACAUUGAAUAGAAGAGGACGCUGAAUCAAGAGAUUUAAAACAAAACGCUCUUUGAGACUUCCCUGCCAGUCUCCGUCUCCACUCCUUCUGUCCCAUCUGUACUUUUUUCCUCUGUAUUAUCGGGCUCUGCUCCCUCGACUGAAGCUCAGCCAUGCAGGUGUCCAUCGCCUGCACGGACCACAACCUGAAGAGGGGGAAUGGGGACCACAGCAAGAGCGCCACCAGCCCCAACGUGGUGAACCAAGCCAGGGCCAAGUUCCGCACCGUGGCCAUCAUCGCUCGCAGCUUCGGCUCCUUCACUCCACGGCACAUCUCACUCAAGGAGUCCACGGGGAAGCACACGGGCAUGAAGUACAGGAACCUUGGAAAGUCAGGACUCAGAGUAUCUUGCUUAGGACUCGGUACAUGGGUGACAUUUGGGGGACAGAUAACAGACGAGGUUGCAGAGCAGCUAAUGACGAUUGCCUAUGAGAGUGGAGUCAACCUGUUCGACACAGCUGAGGUCUACGCAGGCGGCAGGGCCGAAAUCAUUCUAGGAAACAUUAUCAAGAAGAAAUGCUGGAGGCGAUCCAGUUUGGUCAUUACAACUAAACUCUACUGGGGAGGAAAAGCAGAGACGGAGAGAGGACUGUCCAGGAAACACAUUAUUGAAGGUCUCAAAGGCUCUCUACAAAGGAUGCAGUUGGAGUAUGUAGAUGUCGUUUUUGCCAACCGCCCUGACAGCAAUACUCCCAUGGAGGAGAUCGUUCGAGCCAUGACCUAUGUGAUCAACCAGGGUAUGGCGAUGUACUGGGGGACGUCUCGGUGGACGGCCAUGGAGAUCAUGGAGGCGUAUUCGGUGGCAAGACAGUUUAAUCUGAUUCCUCCGGUGUGUGAGCAGGCAGAGUAUCAUCUCUUCCAGCGGGAGAAAGUAGAAGUGCAACUGCCUGAACUUUACCACAAGAUAGGAGUUGGGGCGAUGACGUGGUCACCGCUGGCGUGCGGCAUCAUCACAGGAAAAUAUGAGAAUGGCAUUCCUGAAACUUCCAGGGCUUCCAUGAAGUCGUAUCAGUGGUUGAAGGAGAAAAUAGUGAGUGAGGAUGGAAGGAAGCAACAAGCCAAGCUGAAAGAGCUCAACCACAUUGCUGAGAAGCUGGGCUGCACUCUGCCUCAACUGGCUGUGGCGUGGUGUCUAAGAAACGAAGGAGUGAGCUCAGUUCUUCUGGGAACGUCUAACCCUGAACAGCUCACGGAGAACCUCGGGGCCAUACAGGUCCUUCCCAAGAUGACGUCUCACGUGGUGUCUGAAAUCGACCACAUCCUGGGCAACAGGCCGUACAGUAAGAAGGACUACCGCUCUUAGACCAGGCUGGUGGGACUUACAGAGGUCAGCCUUCCUACUCACCUUCCUACUUAACCAUACUGCUACCAUGGACCCACCGUUCAAUGUUUAAGUCCAUGGUUCUCUCAGCUCCAGCUCCACUUCAGCCUGGAGCAGAGAGCCUCGCUAUAAGCCCAGCAUCGUCCUGCUCCAAUCAGCUCUACCAGGUUCAUCUCAGGUCCAGUCCAGUCCAGCUCAGCCAGGAGACGCUUACCAACACUCAGCUUUUUGCAGCCUCAAACGCAACUUAGUCCAUCCGAGUGAGUCAAAACCAAGGUUUAACCCUUCCAACACCGGUCCAUUCUAAUAUAACUAUGCAGAGCUUAGUAUCCAUGCCCAUCUAGAGCACUACAUCUCGGUUCAACUCCAUCCAGGGGCCUCAUUAAGAAAUUUAAUUAAUUUAUAUCAGAUGACAAGGUAUGCAAGGACAGCUUACACACAUGCACACCAUUUUACCCAUUCACAGUUGGGAUUUGAGCAGUACAGAAUGAAAAGCACUAUGGGAGUAUUUCAAGUAAAAGUGCCUUGCUCCAGGGCACCUUGAUAGUAAUUGUUGAGUGAGACGGUUCUGUUACUUACUCGCUUUUCCGGCCGAUGACUCAGACCCUCAGGUCUCAAGCCUUCCUCUCUAAUGCCCAGACUUCCACCCACAAGUAAUUUAAUUUGAGCACAAAAUUCAUACUGAGCACAUGUUUUAUUCAUGAGAAUCGUACCACAAGCUGAAUGCAUCAAUAUACCAGCACCUUAGACUUGUACAUUAGAGGUGGCUUACUAGGAAAGUAGACACGGAGACGCUUUUGUUGCAUGAACACCCCCGGUCAGUUAGUCAGUGCUUUCAUUCAAUUGCUAUGCAGCACAGCAAAAUGAAUUACCAUGCGAGCUCAAUACUCUCACCUCUUGUGUCAGAGGUGCACGCUGAAGAGUCGUGGGAUAAAAUGUCUUUUUCUUGUGAAAUGUGAGGUUUAAACACGACAGUGCUCAUACUUCUUGAAAAAAAAGAGUGAGGCCUCAACAAACCAGUCCCCUGUUAUCUUGAAUCAGCUUUAAACUACCUACCAAAUGUACUCCUAUAUUUAGUAUAGCACAGUAGAUAUUUUAGGCUGCAAAUCUGGAGUAUAUUAACCAACAGGUGCAUGUUUCUCCUGCUAUAGUGUGCCUCUCUUUACUUUUCUACAAAGCACAUAAUGAAACAACAGAAAGUUUGAGAGUUUGAUCGAAAAAAUACCGCAAGCUGGCCUACCGUCCUGUGAAGCAAAGGAUUGUGGAGCAUCGGUGGAAGAGAGAGUGAAGCAUGUCCCCCCCGUGUGGUCUCUUUCAGGAACUGCUGCUCUGCUUCAGUAGAUUAUAGAAGAGAGAAAUAACGUUUUGCAAGAAGAAGUGGACGACUUUUCUCACAGUUUGCAUUCAUUAUGGAGACGUUUGACUCCUUCUCUGCUUGUGAACUGAACCUACAUCGCUGAUUGCCUCAAUGCAGAAAAAGGACUUUAAAUCUAUAUCAUAAAAGGAUGACUGGCUGGUUAUAACUGCAGAAAUUGCUUGUUAAUGGCACAAAGAGGCAUAUAGGCAAAGGGAUGUGGCAAAGAUUACAGUAUUUAUUCUAGAGUAGAUAAUAGAUAUAAAUUUAUUUUGACAUUUUGAGAUAUUGUUUGGAGAAUUUAUGGGGAUGUACAUAAAAUGUUAAUGCAUACCUUGUAACAUAAGCAACACCAUGAAGAAGCCUCUCAUGCACAUGAGGACUUCCCAGUACUGUAUGGCUAAUAUAUAAAUAUAAAUAAGAUGUAAAUAGAGUUAUUUUGUUGCAGAAUCACUGCAGUGUUUGAGUCGCUCUUCAUCCCAUCCUGACUUUACACUGUCACACAAUUCAUUUCUUGGCUCCUGAACGAUAUUUCAUAGAAGCAUUCAUCAGUUUUCUUUGUUCUUUUGCAUCGUGACGUCAGAUUAUAAAAUCUGUAUUAAUAGCGGCAUUAUUUAAAGCAGGAGCUUCUGAAACUAAUGAGCUUCUGUUAAGCGUUGACCUUGACUCAUUAUCUCUGACCAGGUGGCUCAGCUCUCACAGUUCAUGUUGUUCUUUUUCAUCUGGAAAAACAAGCCAUCGCAGAGAUCAGCAGAAAUGUUGGCCAGGUUCCAGUUGAGUCGCUGUCUUGUCCUCGGUGUACAUUUGUUGACUUGUAGCACAAACACCCUCCGGAUUGGAAUCAAAGAAAAAGGUUUUUUAAGCUGAUGUAGACUUUUGCCAGAAAUGGGAAAGCAUCGAUGAGCCAUGUUUGGCUCAUGGUUAUUUUAAGAAGUCUGGCCUUGGAUAAUGAACAGACUUCCUCCUGACUAUUUGCUUUUACUUGGUGUUACAUACAAAGAAGUGUGACCUGACCUCCUCUUAGUCAUCAUUGUAAUGCAAAACAACAGCAAUUUAAUGACAAAAAAAACAUCCAGAAAAGCAAUUUUUUGCCUUAGAAGACAUAUUACUUAAAGCCAUUUGACUCUACUUAGGGCUGGGCGAUAUGGCCAGAAUCUUCUAUCAUAUAUGUCAUUUCAUAUCUCAAUAACGACAUAUAUCAAGUUUUCUGGUAUGUCAAUAAAUAAAGUCUAUAUGAAAUAACCACAUGGUAAAGCCUAUAUUUGCAUACUUUUAUGUGAAGUAAAUACUUGAC
Messenger RNA from Sebastes umbrosus (honeycomb rockfish), 4900 nucleotides. RefSeq names its product potassium voltage-gated channel, shaker-related subfamily, beta member 1 a (gene kcnab1a). The record is from RefSeq and is a predicted model, not a curated record. Gene Ontology annotation, molecular function: voltage-gated potassium channel activity; transmembrane transporter binding; potassium channel regulator activity. The transcript is spliced from 14 exons. Bases 1044 to 2234 code for a protein of 396 amino acids. Gene Ontology annotation, cellular component: cytoplasm; juxtaparanode region of axon; membrane. Gene Ontology annotation, biological process: negative regulation of delayed rectifier potassium channel activity; transmembrane transport; potassium ion transport. NCBI's taxonomy places the organism in Eukaryota, Metazoa, Chordata, Actinopteri, Perciformes, Sebastidae.